GAGCCACAUUUUGUCCUAUAGAUUCCAGCACAGCAGAAGAAGGAAACAGCAAAUUUCCAUGCUUUUCUGGCCCCAUCUUCCUGCAAAGUCCCAUCUCCUUCCAGGGAACCAUGAAGUGCUUUACUAGAAGUAACUCUUACGCAUUUUAGCAUUAAAUUCCUGUUUAUUCCAUUCUUGUGAGGCUGGGGGAAAGAAAAACGUGGAGUUUUUAAGGGCACUUGGUUCCGUUACCUCAGGCUGUGUAGCAACAGGGAUAUUCCCUUAUUGAAGCAAUUGCUCUGAGCAGCAUUGAAAGGCACAUGAUGACACAAACGCAUCCUCAAUGACUGCAGCUUUGGCACAGGGGAAGCUCCAGCCAAGUUCAGUUCACACUUUUCUGGCAUCCUGACCACACUUCUGUAUGAGGGAUUUCCUAACAACACAACCUGAAGGGCUUGGUGGAGGCACCAGCACCGUGAGCUGUUCCAUACUGUCUUGUGUUGUGUCCUUGGGAGUGACAGCCACUCGGUUCCCACCCUGUCCCACAGCAGGGCUGGAGCCACCCGUGCCCCUGGUGCAGAAGGAAGGCAGGCUCACGAAACCAACUUUGUUUCUCCUAGCUUCCAGCCAAGCAUUUCUGACAACCACAGCUUGGCAAGGGCUGUAAUUUCUCUGAUUUAUAUAUAGAGGAGCUGAGGCUGGGCUGGAGACAAGGACGAUAUAAAAGGGUCUGCUCAGCCCCACUCCUGCAGCCAGGCUGGUGGAGCCGGAGAGCUGCGGGGUGCCCCUCUCUGUGGCCAUGGACACAUCCUACCCACGGGAGGACUACCUGCCCAUGACAUCCCACAAGCGGGACUCAUCUCCCACCACUGUCACCUCUGCACCACCCCGUGACCACCUCAUCUGGUCCAUCUUCAACACCAUCUACAUGAACUUCUGCUGCCUCGGCUUCGUGGCUCUUGCCUUCUCUGUCAAGGCACGGGACCGGAAGGUGGCAGGAGAUGUGGAAGCUGCUCGGCGCUUCAGCUCCAAAGCCCGCUGCUACAAUGCGCUGGCCACAGCUGGCAGCGUGCUGCUGCCGAUCCUGCUCACUGCUCUGGUGGUCACCGGUGUCCUCCACCUCUCCAAGCUCGCCCAGGACUCCGUGGGCUUCUUCAGCAACCAGUUCAGCACCAGCGAUGAUGAGGAUAAGUGAGCGGUGGGCAAGGGGAUGGCAAAAGCCUCUCCGCAGCACUGCUGAUCCAGCCCUGCCGUGCACAACCCCAUGCUUCUUGGGGCAGCUAUGUUAUUUGGUGUGGUUAUUUGGUGUUGGUGGUAGUGUUGUUUUUUUUUUAAUCUCUCCCUUGGUGCUUAAUAUUUAAAUCAUUAAAUCAUUUCACCCAUCUCGAA
Molecule: messenger RNA, 1368 nt
Organism: Lagopus muta (rock ptarmigan)
Lineage: Eukaryota; Metazoa; Chordata; Aves; Galliformes; Phasianidae
Gene: IFITM5
Product: interferon induced transmembrane protein 5
Exons: 2
Coding region: 779-1174 (131 amino acids)
Biological process (GO): bone morphogenesis; bone mineralization
Cellular component (GO): plasma membrane
Source: RefSeq, a predicted model, not a curated record